Molecule: messenger RNA, 936 nt
Organism: Letharia columbiana
Lineage: Eukaryota; Fungi; Ascomycota; Lecanoromycetes; Lecanorales; Parmeliaceae
Exons: 1
Coding region: 1-936 (311 amino acids)
Source: RefSeq, a predicted model, not a curated record
AUGAUACCUUGGCUUAGUUCCCCUGUCGCCCGUGUGGGCCUCGCCAUUCUGUCUUGCAUCGUUUUUAUCCACGUAUGGAUCCUGCCUUCUCAGAAGCAUCAAAAACAGCCACAGUUUCAGCUGGUCAUCUCUCACUAUAAUGAAAACUUGUCCAAAGUGAAAGAUUGGGUCACUGCAGUGCGCGAGAUGCCAUUCGUAAAAGAGCUCGGUUCAACCGUCACGGUAUACACAAAGAACAAGCACACCAACCUCGAUCAGAUCAAAGAACUCUUGGAUGCUGCAGAAGUCAUUCGCCUCCCGAAUGUCGGCAGAGAGCAAGGAACAUACAUGCACCACAUCAACAAGACCUACGACCAUAUAUACCCCUACACCAUGUUCAGCCAAGCCGCAAUCACCGGUCUCAACGACACCGGUAACACCUCCCGCCCUUUCACCGACUGGCUCGACAAGUCUCUCCGCUACAAGUUCACCAACGAAACCAAAUUCUUCAACCUCCAACACGGUGGCAACCCCAUCUUUUGCGUCUGCGGUGACUGCCCAACCGGCCACUUUCCCCUCCUCCCUCAACUCCAAACCCUCUUCGACAACAAAGUCUGCGACUCCACCGAGCGACAGUCAAUCUCCUGGCUCGGGCAAUUCAUUGUGGCGAAAGAAAAAGUGAUUGCGAGGCCAAGGUGGAUAUAUGAAUACAUAGGCAGUCUGGUGGAUGCGCCGGAGGGUCAUUGGAUACACCAAGAGCAGGAGCCGGCAGGGUUAAAAAAGACGCUCGGGGAGAGCCUGCCUGACAAUCCGCUUUUUGGACACACUGUGGAGAGGUUAUGGCCGACGCUGUUCAACUGCAGUAAUGAGCCGGAGAUGCCAGGGUGCAUGGGGAGUUGGAGCCCGAUGCCUGGGCAGAAGAAAAAGGAUGGCAAACUGGGAGAAUCGUAUAUAUGA